AUGCUGGAGGCGCUGUCGGACGUGCGCUGCCACCUGCGCGUGUCACUGUUUGAUGUCACCUAUCGGCACUUCUUCGGGAGGACCUGGAGGACGGCGGAGAGGCCGGUCCAGCUGCUCUCGGGGUCACCGCCCAGGAUUGUCUUCAAUGAGCCCCUGUAUUUCCACACGUCCCUGGAGCACCCCCACAUCGUGGCCGUGGUAGAGGCCGUCACGGAGGGCCAGAAGCGGGACGGCUGCUCCCGGGCCCUGGCGAGCGGCUUCGGGAUACUUCGGCUCUUCAGCAGCAAACCGGAGUCACCCACCCCCGCCGCCUCGCAGGACAAAUGGCUGAGGCUGUACCACGGCACCCCCAGAGCCCUGCUGCACCCCCUGCUGCUGGACCCCAUCGAGCAGAGCCGGCACCUGAGCCUGGUGGACGGCCGCGGACUGCGUUACAGCCUGCAGGCUCAUCCCGCGCUGGAGCCCGCCUUCCCGCUGCUCCCUGAGAACCUGCUGGUGUCGGGGCUGCAGCCCGUCCCCGGCCUGCUCCCGGGCCCCACCAGCUCCGGGGACGCCUUCCGGAAGCCUCGCCUGCAGAAGCCGGUCACCUGGCUCCUGGAUGACGUGUCCUUCACCCUCUAUCCCUCCCUGGAGAAGUUUGAGGAGGAGCUGCUGGAAUUGCUGACCAGUGACCACCUUUGGGAGGGUGGUGCGCUGGAGAUCCUGGAGCGGCGGCUGCACGUGGGCGUGCACAGCGGGCUGGGCUUCGUGCACAGGCCGCAGGUGCUGGUGCUGGUGCCCGAGCGUGAGGUGGCCCUGACGCGCUCCGCCAGCGUUGGCAGGAGGCUGGGCGCCUCGGUUAAGGCCAGCCCUGGCAACCAGGCCCUGGUCUCGAGGAGCUGCGUGCGGCUGCCCGGGAUGGUCCCGCACCCUGCCUUCGCCAUCGUGUUUCAGCUGGAGUACGUGCUGAGCAGCGCCGCAGGAGUUGAUGGCCACGCCGCUGCGCCCUCACUGUCCACCAUGCACAUGGUGCGCUGGGCCUCCUGGAGCCCGAGUCCGGGGGUGAGCUCCGGCACGGUGACUGUGCCCCUGCAGGGUGGCAUCCGGCCCGGCCCCGCGCGUUGCCUGGUGUUCAAGGUGCCCUCGGCCAGCCUGAGCUCCCAGGAGGUGCAGCAGGUGGAGUCAGGGACCGUCCAGUUCCAGGCCUCGCUGGAUCCCGACAUGCACCUGGACACGCCUGGCCCUCAGCUAGAGCGUCGGCCAUCCAAGAAACUUUCAGGGGCGCCUCCGAGCCCGCCCACGCCUCCGCCCCAGCGGCCCUCUGCCCCCCAGGACUCGCCCGUGGGACCUGGGCUGUCCCUGUCCCAGCUGGCUGUGUCCCCGGACCAGCGCCGCCCGGCCAGGCCCCUCUCACAGCGGCUCCUGAGUCCCGAGGCCCCCGAGGCGGCGCCGCGCUGGGAGGGCGCUGUCUCCCACCUGGAGGCUGACCUCCGCCGGACGCCGCAGCUACCGGGGCCCUCGUUGGCUGAGCCCCUGCGGGAGCUGCCCUUCACCCCGCUGCACACCCCCAUCGUGGCCGGAGCCCAGAGCCGCGGCCUGGGCCGGAAGCCCUCGCGGGCAUCGCUGCUCCUGCUGCAGGCGUCCGGCUGCCCCCCGAUCCUGGAUGCCCACCAGCAGCCUGCCGAGGAGGUGGACCCCAUGGCCGCCGUGAGCUUCAGUGCCCAGAAGGAGGCGGCCGACCCCCUCCAGGGCAACGAGAUUGCGCUGCACUUCCUGGCCUUCAGCAGGGUUUCCCAGGACCCCCCGGGGCUGCCGUGGCCGAAGACCGUGUAUUUCACCUUCCAGUUCUACCGCUUCCCCCCGGCCACCACACCGCGGCUGCAGCUGGUGGAGCUGGCCGGGGCCGGGGAGGGCAGCCCGGACGCCCUGACCCACGUGCUGGUGCCAGUCAGGAAGGACGGCGCCCCUGACCCGGGGCCCCCCGGUUUCCAGCUGCAGUACCUGGUGGCCCCCGGUGCCCUGCCUGGGGAGCACGGCUACCUCCCCCGCUACCUGGCCGCACAUAGCCUACAGAUCGACGUGUGGGACGGGGACUCGCUGCUCCUCGUGGGAUCCACGGCCGCGCCCAUGAAGCACCUGCCCCGCCAGGGCCGCCCGGCCGUGAAGGUGUCUCUGGAGCUCGAGGUGGUGUCCACUGAGUACACGCAGGAUGCGGCCGUGGUCAGCGGGGAUGUGGCUGGUGUCGGGGGUGUCCAGCCCAUCGGUGUCCACACGGUGGUGCGGGGCCGCCUGCACCUGACCUUGGUCAAUGUGGGCCGCCCUUGUGAGCAGAGCAUGAAGAGCAACAGCGCCGUGCCACCGGCCCAGGCCCGGGUGAUCUACAGCGACGCAGCCGGCUGCUUCCCAGGAGGCGGCCUCCUCCCGAGCACGGGCCCCAGAUCCCUGAAGAACGUGGUCCGGGCGCAGAAGCUGGUGGACCUGGACGGUGAGCUGGCCGCCCUGCUCUUCAGCCCCCGGCCCCAGGAGCGUGCCGGCCCCCGACUGGCCGAGGCCGAGGCCGUUCGCAGGCGCAAGCUUGACCGGAUGCGGGCGGUGCGUGUGCAGGAGGCCGGCGGGGAGCUCAGCCCAAGGGCCAGCGCGCUGGCCCAGCGGCGCGUCCACGCCCAGCACGCACGGGACCUGCAGGUGAUCGCGGCCUACCGGGAGCGCACCAAGGCCGCGAGCAUCGCAGGCGCCCUGGGCCGGGCGGUCACCACGCGGCAUACGCUCCAUGCCUCGCUGGGCACCGCCGAGUUCUUUGAGUUCGUGCUCAGGAACCCCCACAACACGCAGCACACGGUGACGGUGGAGAUUGACAACCCCGAGCUCAGCGUCAUUGUGGAUGGUCAGGAGUGGAGGCACUUCAAGGACGCGGCCGGCCUGACUUCGGCGGUGGAGGACGACAUGUUCCACGUCGGGGGCGGCCUUGGGCCCCAGCUCUACCUGCGCCCCCGGGAGGCGGCCCACAUCCCCUUCAAGUUCCAGAGCUUCUCGCUGGGCUGCUCAGCCUGGGCACAGGUGCCCGCCCUGCUGAGCAUGGAGAAGGACGCAGACGCCGGGUCCCCCCUGACGUCAGGGACCUCUCCGGACAUGUCCCGGCACGCCAAGGCCGUGUUCCGCGCGGGCGGCAAGCCCCUGGCUGUGCUGUGCCUGACUGUGAUGCCCCUGCCGCACAUGGUGGACCAGAUCUUCCGCUUCUACCAGCCCGAGUGCACAUUCCUGAAGAAGGCCAUCCGCCUGCCCCCCUGGCAUACGUUGCCAGGUAUGCCCGUGGGCAUGCCCGGGGAAGAGCCCCCGGUCCACGUUCGGUGCAGCGACCCCAAUGUCAUCUGCGAGACUCAGAGUGUGGGCCCCGGGGAGCCUCGGGACGUGUUCCUGAAGGUGGCGAGUGGUCCCAGCCCCGAGACCAAAGACUUUUUUGUCGCUGUUUACACGGACCGCUGGCUGGCUGCACCCGCCCAGGUCUGGGAGGUGCACGUGCACGCCCUGCAGCGAGUGGACGCCUCCUGCAUCACGGGCCAGCGCACCCGCCUGUCCCUGGUCCUGCGGGGGACACAGGCCGCCAGGAACGUGAAGGCCUUCACCUCACACCCGCAGGAGCUGACGACGGACCCCCAGGGUGUGUUUGUGCUGCCGCCCCGUGGGGUGCUGGAGCUGGCGGUGACACUGCGGCCCCGGAGGGCAGGCAGCCGCUUCCUGCACCUGCACCUGGUGGAUGUGGACCGGCACCAACUCGUGGCCUCAUGGCUCGUGGGCCUCUCCUGCCGCCCGCCGCUCAUCUCCAAGGCCUUUGAGAUCCGGCUGCCAGCGGGCGACGGGAAGGGGGUGCACAAGCGCAUCACCUACACCAACCCCUACCCCGCCCCGCGUACCUACCACCUGCACAGCGACCGGCCCGACCUGCUGCGGUUCCGCGAGGACUCCUUCCAGGUGGGCCCUGGGGAGACCUACACCAUGGGCCUCCACUUCCUGCCCACACCCCGCCCGGCCGAGAUCCUCAUCUACAUCAAUGACCAUGAAGACAAGACCGAGGAGACCUUCUGUGUCAAGGUCACCCCCAGUGACGGGUCAAGGUCACCUCCAUUGAUGGGUCAAGGUCACAGUCAGUGAUGUGUCAAGAUCAUCUU
Molecule: messenger RNA, 4145 nt
Organism: Sorex fumeus (smoky shrew)
Lineage: Eukaryota; Metazoa; Chordata; Mammalia; Eulipotyphla; Soricidae
Gene: NPHP4
Product: nephrocystin 4
Exons: 28
Coding region: 1-4128 (1375 amino acids)
Biological process (GO): negative regulation of canonical Wnt signaling pathway; protein localization to ciliary transition zone
Cellular component (GO): ciliary basal body; non-motile cilium; ciliary transition zone
Source: RefSeq, a predicted model, not a curated record